Giardia duodenalis is the source of this 2229-nucleotide messenger RNA. RefSeq names its product High cysteine membrane protein Group 1. Lineage: Eukaryota; Fornicata; Diplomonadida; Hexamitidae. The record is from RefSeq and is a predicted model, not a curated record. The coding region runs from base 1 to 2229 and encodes 742 amino acids. The transcript has a single exon.
AUGUUGUGUCUGCUAGCUUUGGAAUUCGUAGUUAGCCUCGUUGUCGAUGCUUAUCAGAAUGCUUUUGAAAAGGAGUGUACGACUGUGGCGCAAAAGGACACAUGCGCGACCAAGAAGUGUAUAACGGUCAGCGGCACCGAACUGUGCCGCGAGUGCGUUGGCGGAAAAGUCCCUAUCGACGGGAUUUGUAAGGACACUACUGAUUCCAGUGUUAGUUUAUAUGGAUGCGAGCAUUCUAGUGGCACUGGAUUUUGCACCUCGUGCAAGGAUACCGCCUUCCUCUUCUACGGCAGCUGUUACGCUAUAGACAAGGUUCCGGGAAACCUUGUUUGUAGCAAAGCAGAGAGUGGCAAGUGUACGGAGUGCAGACAAGGAUCAAAGUUUCUGUUUACAAACCCCGACGACAGUGCGGCGGAACGGUGCAUAUUGUGUUACGACAACGUCGGCUUCGGCUCAUAUAAAGGCGUCGAUGGCUGCAGGUACUGCCUGCCUCCGCUCACCGGAGAGACAUCUGCAGAGUGCAACUGGUGCCAGAAUGAGAAGUAUGGCCCGAUAGACGGAGUAUGCAAAGAUCCGGGCAGGCACUUGUGCGCCGACGGGGCCUGCUCAAACUGUUACAUGACUCACAUUCAGCACAACGGAGGGUGCUACACAAAGACAGAAACCGUUGCACAGAAGAUAUGCACCACCGAAAACCAGUUCCAAGUAAUUAACAUCACUGCCUGCAAGAAGUGCGCCAUUAAAGGGGAGGUCCCAAUGGACGGGCGGUGCAUAAAGGGCUUGCUCGAGCCAAAGUGCAACCCGUAUCCUAACACGGAUGGCAGCUGUACCGAUUGUAAGAAGGGCGGAGUCAGCUACGACACGUUCCUGUUCAACGAGGGCUGCUACAACAUGAGCGAUUACAUCGGGUCCCAGAUCUGCAGCAAGGUUAACGAAAACGCAGAAUGUGAACUUUGGAAUAUCGGAAGUUAUGCAGUUUUCCGGCCUCCAAACGACAAAACUGCCCAUACGUGCAGCGAUACUUCUGCCAGGGGCAUCCCUGGAUGCUCCCGCUGCAGCUACAAUGUUGAGAAGAAAGGGCCUAUUUGCUAUAACUGUGAGUACAACACGUUGGCUUUUGAUAGAAUGUCAUGUAUCACUGAAACCAGCUGCACAGGGGAUAAUGUACAACGAAAGUGCCCUGGAAACUCCGAAAGAGGGUGCAGAUGCGAGUGUGCAGAGAAAUCCUAUAAGAACGGAGAUAAGUGCGUUGCGUGCGAUUCAUCAUGUCUGAAAUGCGCUGGACGAGAGAGUAGAUCUUGCACACUGUGUCCUCCUGGCAAAGCUCUUAAAUACAUAGGAAGUUCUAUGGUAGGAACGUGUGAAGAGGGCUGCAAACAGGAUGAUACAUGCGAGACCUGUGGCCUAACGGUUAAUCAAACAGCAUAUUGCUCUAAGUGCAAGGACCCCACUAAAUAUCCCCUAGAUGGUGUGUGCACAUCAGCAAGUGAAGCCAGGACAUCCGCCUGUUUGCAGCAGUCCAAUGGAGCGUGUCAGAAAUGCUCAUCUGACUAUUUCUUAAUGGGCGGUGGCUGCUACCAAAUCAACAAAUAUCCCGGUCGAUUUGUAUGUGGAUGGGCCGACGAUGGGAAGUGUAUAGAGACUAUGAAUGGAUACAGCAUUAACGACCAGGGCCAACUUGUAGAUUGCGACUCUACCUGCAUGACGUGCGUGGAAGGCAAGAAGGAGCAAUGCUUGUCGUGUCACUCAAGCAAAUACCUCAAGAAGGAAGGGACAACUUCUUACGGCACCUGCGUGAGCCGCAACGACUGCAAGGACGGAUACUACGCCAAUCACGAUACCAUGGAGUGCCUCCCGUGCAACAUCAACGACUGCGUCUCGUGCCAUCUUAUUGACAAGUCAAUUUUGUGCAGUCGAUGUCGUGGAGACAAUCUUGUGGGCCUCGACAAACGCUCGUGCACGACGGUGAUCCCCGAAAAUGCCGUUGAGUCCUGGGGUGGUUAUACAUGCAACGAUGACUCGGUUCUCUCGGGCAACGCAUGUCUGAGAAAGAGCUCCCAGAAGAACAAAGGAAAUGGGCUUUCUAACAACGUGAUUAUUGGAAUUUGUGUUGGAGCUGUUUUGAUUAUGGGUGCGCUGAUUGGUGUCCUGGCCUGGUGGGUGGUGUCCCGGAAGAAAAAGAGCGCCAGCUUUGAACGUAGUAGAAGCCUGGUUAUAUCUAAGUCCUAG